CAUAUAUUUACCAGGUAAAUACCUAGUAAUUAGGGGACUGUAAAAGGAAGGGUUACCAGACACGGUAGUUCAGGCUUCUGUUCCUUUUUCUGCAAAUCAUGGUGUGAAGAGGAAGGAAGUCUUUCAAUAUUGUUGGUGUCUGUUCAGCUAACUGCAUGAUGAACUGGGACCACAGACUAGAUGUCAGACCAGCUUUCUGCGCUACAGAGUGUUCAAAUACCUCCCAGAACAACAGAGUGAGAGAGGAGAGGCCUCACUAUGGAUUUAAGAUCAGCAGCAAGAGGAUUUCUAGCAUUUCUCCUGUCAGUACCAGCGCUUCAGGGAAAUGGUGACUGGACAGUUACUUACUCGUCUAGUAAUGUCUGUGCUUUAAGAGGAGCAAUGGUUGACAUCAACUGCACUUAUGAAUACCCUGACAACGUGCAGUACCGCCCUACCACAGUCACAACACUGUGGUUUACUAAAGAAGACAACCAUCAGCCAGUUGAUUUGCUAAGUGAUGCAGACUAUACAGGUCGUGUUGAAUCCAGCUGUGGAGAGGUCAGCUGUACUGGGUCCAGAUGUCAUGGAGCAUGUCCCCUGAGAAUCAGAGACCUGAGACAGAGUGACUCUGCUGUCUACAAGUUUAGGUUCACAACAAACCAACCAGGUGGGAAAUAUACUGGUGACCCUGGAGUGAUGUUAUCUCUUACAGACCUCCAGGUGAAGGUGUCCUUUCCUUAUCCAACCAAACCUACCAGGGCAGAGCUGGAGUGUCACAGUAUGUGUGGUCUAGCUGGUGACCCUCCCUACAUCUGGUCCAGGAAUGGACAGAAUGUACGUCAGGGAGUGAAGUACUGGGCCUACAUUCAGUCUGGAGACAGCUUCUCAUGUGCUGUUAAAGGAUACGAAGUUCUCCGCUCUCCUUUAGUGUAUGCUCCAAAGAACUCCUCGGUGACCGUGAGUCCCUCUGGUGUAAUAAAGGAGGGCAGUUCAGUGACCCUGAGCUGCAGCAGUGAUGCCAACCCAGCAGCUGAAUAUACCUGGUUCAAGAACAACCAACCUCUGCACUGGGGUCCAAGUCAACCUCAUACCUUCCCCUCAGUCCGCCCUGAAGACAGAGGAACGUACCGCUGUCAAGCACAGAACCAAUAUGGACAGCUGAGCUCUAACUCGAUAUUCAUGGAUGUCCAGUACGCUCCAAAGACCCCCUCAGUGACCGUGAGACCCUCUGGUGAAAUAGAGGAGGGCAGUUCAGUGACUCUGAGCUGCAGCAGUGAUGCCAACCCAGUAGCUACCUACACUUGGUUCAGGGAUACUACUGAUCGUUACUCUAGCCACAUGAACCAGGGACCACAGCUCAUCAUUAGCUACAUCUGGUCUUCAGACUCUGGACAAUAUCGCUGUGACGCUACGAAUAAGCUGGGGAAAAAAUCAGUCACCAAGUCUAUUGAUGUUAAAUACGCUCCAAAGACCCCCUCAGUGGCCGUGAGUCCCUCUGGUGAAGUAGAGGAGGGCAGUUCAGUGACUCUGAGCUGCAGCAGUGAUGCCAACCCAGCAGCUGAGUACACCUGGUUCAAGGACAACCAACCUCUCCUCUGGGGACCAAGUCAACCUCAUUCCUUCCCCUCAGUCAGCCCUGAAGACAGAGGAACGUACCGCUGUCACGCAAGGAACCAAUAUGGACAACUGAGCUCUAACUCGAUGUUCUUAAAUGUUACAUAUGAUCCAAAGACCCCCUCGGUGACCGUGAGUCCCUCUGGUGAAAUAGAGGAGGGCAGUUCAGUGGCUCUGAGCUGCAGCAGUGAUGCCAACCCAGCAGCUACCUACACCUGGUUCAGGGAACAUGAAGACUCAGUGAAAGCAUCAGGACAGAACUACACCAUCACUAAUAUCACAUCUGAGCUUGGAGGAAACUAUUACUGCCAAGCACAUAAUGCAGUCGGACUUCAUAAUUCCACCUUUCUGUUAAUUAAAGUUUGUAUUCAGUGUUUGAAAACGACUGAUGUUGCACUGACGACAUCAUCAUCAUGGACAACAACAGUAGCUGUGAGAGGCAUUGUUGUCUUACUGGCCACCGUACUCCUCCUCGUCCUCCUCUGGAUGAGAAGAAAGAGGGCCUCGAGUAAAGCAUGUGGACAGGGAGGAAGGCCAGAUACCGUGGAGGAGCUCCUUCCUGUUCCUGUGUAUGAAAAUGUCCCAGCUCUGACCAAUCGCUUGGCUCCUGCAGCACAGAGAGAAUCAAUAGAAGAUCAGGAUGGCCAUCACUGUGCCAUCAUCCACACCUCUCUCUCAGAGAACCAGGACCAGGACCAGAUGGAGAUGGGAGGAACCUCAGAGUUGUAAGCACUGUCAAAUCAACACCCCAGAGUGUGAACCAGCAGCGGCAGCAGGAUUUAAAUAGUGUUACUGAGUAUAGUGUCUGAUUCAUCCAGUUGAAACAGGACAAUAGGAUGGCUGAUUGUUUGUUGAACAUCCUAAGAAUGUUUUCUACUGUUUUCUACUUCUCUAUCAUAAAUAUGGGCUCUUUGCAUUUUAUUAAUGGUAAUAUUUGAGUAUGGUGAUCCUGUGAUGUCAUUACCAUUACUGUGCUAUAUUAAUCAAUUGUAUAUAUAUUACGUGAUCAAUCAACGUGAAAAUGAAAGUAUCCAAUCUCAUUGGACCUUUGACCUUACGUAAUGCUUACAUUAACAAAAAAAUGUUUUUCAUCCCUCAUUCUGAUAUUUUUUGAUUUCAACGUUUCUUUAA
Gadus chalcogrammus (walleye pollock) is the source of this 2727-nucleotide messenger RNA. Its product is annotated as B-cell receptor CD22. Bases 259 to 2325 code for a protein of 688 amino acids. The transcript has 12 exons. Lineage: Eukaryota; Metazoa; Chordata; Actinopteri; Gadiformes; Gadidae. The record is from RefSeq and is a predicted model, not a curated record.